Molecule: messenger RNA, 6465 nt
Organism: Prinia subflava (tawny-flanked prinia)
Lineage: Eukaryota; Metazoa; Chordata; Aves; Passeriformes; Cisticolidae
Product: aryl hydrocarbon receptor-like
Exons: 9
Coding region: 2003-4666 (887 amino acids)
Biological process (GO): regulation of transcription by RNA polymerase II; response to xenobiotic stimulus; xenobiotic metabolic process
Cellular component (GO): nucleus; aryl hydrocarbon receptor complex
Molecular function (GO): transcription cis-regulatory region binding; nuclear receptor activity; protein dimerization activity
Source: RefSeq, a predicted model, not a curated record
CUGUGUUACACUUCCACCACCCCGUGGAGACGAAGAUAGAGAGGUCUCACAUCCCCUGAGGAGGCUGUUCUGACAGCACAGGAUGGAAAAGAGCAGAAGCUGUGGCUGGUGGAGAAGGUGGAGAUGCUGCCUGAGCAUCUCCAAGGAGUGUUGAAGGUUUGGGGGAGGAAGCAGUAUCCUAGCUCUGCCAGCGAUGGAGAUGGAGGCUGGCUCUGCUCCACAGCACCCUCUCCACUGCUAUUGGUGUCAUCUUAUGCCAGACCUGCAGCUGAUUACCCCAACCCUACUGUACCCAUGCCCUGGCUGCUGACAGCCUCCAUGGGUGCCUGCUUGUUGGCACUCAGGCUCCAGGUGUAAAUACAUCCCAGAGAUGCUUUGAUUCCAAGUUUGUUUUGAAUUAAAAUGUGCCAGUCCAUCAGGGGAAAUGCUUUUGCAUGUUGAUGGUUUGCUGCAGAGCAAAAUGUCCCAGAUCAGCAGUUGCAUGGGAAAUUUCUUUAGAUUCCAGAUUGGUUUGGCUUUGAACUUGGUGUUCAGGUUCACCAAGAAACCAAACAAAGAAGGUUUUGAAGGUUUGUUUGGUUCAAGAAAACAAAUAUGGGUGCUUUGAUGGCAUUUCAGGUGUUUUGGGAAGGUUUGCCUGUGUCUUUCAUCAAAUUGUUUUGGCUUUGAACUUGGUGUUCAAGUUCACCAAGAAACCAAACAAAGAAACCAAACAAAGAAGGUUUUGAAGGUUUGUUUGGUUCAAGAAACUAAACAAACCUUCAAAACAUUUCAGUGGUGAAGGGAGAAUUUCUGCCAUGGAGAAAAUUAAAUGUAUGGCCAGGUAUGGGAUAGUUUGAGGUUCUUCCUCAUUUCCAGCAUUCAGAGGAUCUUCUCCCUUUGGAUCAGGGCUGAGAUGGGGCAGGCAGUACUCACUGCUGGGAUGUGAAUUACACAGCACAUGGGAGCUCUGUCAGACCUCAGGGAGCUGCAGGAGCUGGAGAUGGUGGCAGAAGUGGGGUGCACCAGCACAUGGGAGCUGCUGUGAGCUUUUCUGUGAUUUUUUUUUUUGAUUUUUUUUUUUUAAUUUUUUUUUUUUUUUAUUGUGAGCUGGCACAAAAACAUGCCUUGAAAAUCAUCCUUUUGCUGGUGGCUGAGCUUGGAUUGAGUUUUUUCAGUGAUAAUCAGCAGAUAAAGGACCACGCUGGGGACAUCCCUGGAAGCCUCUGUCCUCAUUCCUGUUCCCUGAACCACUAGUUCUGUGUGAGUCCCAUGAAGCUCGAGGUCCCACAAGUAGGGCAGCAGGAGGUUUCAUGCCAGCUGCACCCAGGGGUGCUGCCUUGAAGGCAUCCAGUACUGAAGCAUGAGGCAGCUCCUGAAUCAGCCUGGGAAGGUCAUGGCAGUGACCUGGGAGCCGAGACCUCUCAGGUGUCACCAGGAGUGCCACGGCCACCAGCUCUUGAUCUGCUUCCAAGCUGCCAAAGGUGGAAGGGAGAAAACAAAUAUGGGUGCUUUGAUGGCAUUUCAGGUGUUUUGGGAAGGUUUGCCUGUGUCUUUCAUCAAACCUGGAAGGCAGCAGAGCAGACAGAGCACCCCAGUGGUGUGGCUGGAAGCCAACUCCAGCUCUGCCAGGCUGUAACCAGAAGCCUCCAAGCUUUGUUGGGUGGUGUUCUCCAGCCUGGGCAGCCCAGAAGCGCUCAGCCCUCGUCUGUGCUUUGCAUCUCUGCCUCACAUCUGGGCAGGAGUGAGGUUUCCCAGAAAUGAGAUCAAGCAGGAGAGAGAAUCUCUUGGAGAAAGCCUCAGGCUUCCUUUCAGGCAAGCUGGGCAUGGCUCUGUAAAUGGGCUCUGUGCCAGUUCCCACUGAUGGUCUCAUCUUCCUCCAUGCUGGGUCCAUGGGCAUCCAGUAGCUGCAUGAGCAGCCCUGGGGUGAGGAGGAGGAGGAGGAGGGGGAGACUCCUGGCUUGCCCAUUCCACACUAAUUUAGUUUCCACUUGCAGCUACAGCUCCAAAGGAUGGCAACUGCAUGGAUCAGCCCAGAGCCCCAGAAGGGGACAGAUGGACGGAGCCACAGGCUGACAGGGAGCUGUUUCCUGAGGGGGAGCUGCUGCUCCAGGCACUCAAUGGAUUUGUCAUCGCCGUGACCGGAGAUGGCUACAUCUUCUACAUCUCCCCUACUGUGCAGGACUACCUGGGCUUCCACCAGUCAGAUCUCAUCUACCAGAGCGUGUAUGAGCUGAUCCAUGCAGACGACAGGGCCACCUUCCGCCACCAGCUGCACAGGACCCCACUGCAUGCUGCUGACACCUUUCCCCCUGAGCAGCAGCUGCCAUCCAGAUGCAGCACCAUGUCCGUCUCCCAGCACCUCUGUGCUGAGAAGCAAUCCUUCGUGGAGAGGAGCUUCACCUGCCGCUUCCGCUGCCUGCUGGAUAACUCCUCAGGAUUCCUGGCCUUGAAUUUCCAUGGACGCCUGAAGUUCCUUCUUGGGCAGCAAAAGUCAGCAGCAGAAGACAAGUCCCCAGUUGCUCUCUUUGCCAUUGCCACACUCCUCCAGCCUCUCCCCAUCCUGGAGCUCCGGACCAAAACGCUGAUCUUCCAGACAAAGCACAAGCUGGACUUCACUCCCAUGGCCUGUGACUCCAGGGGCAAGGUUGUCCUGGGAUACACAGAGGUGGAGCUGUGCAGGAGGGGGUCUGGAUAUCAGUUUGUGCACGCUGCCGACAUGAUGCACUGCGCAGAGCACCACGUGAGAAUGAUGAAGACAGGGGAGAGCGGGCUGACGGUGUUCCGGCUGCUGACCAAGAGGGGCGGCUGGGUGUGGGUGCAGGCCAACGCACGCCUGGUGUACAAAGGGGACAGGCCCGACUGCAUCAUUGCCCGCCAGCGAGCCCUAUCGAAUGAAGAAGGGGAGGAACAUCUCCGGAAGAGAAAUCUGCAGCUGCCUUUCAGCUUUGCCACGGGGGAAGCAGUCCUGUAUGGGAAUGACCUUCCUGGGUUCUUGGACUCAUUCCAAGGCAAGGAGGAGUUGCAGGUGCAAGCAAACUCCAAGGCAGAGUUGGGCUUGGUAGACCCCAACUCUCUCCUUGGGGCCAUGAUGAAGCAGGAUGCAUCCAUAUACAAUUCCCACACUGAUAACGUGCCUCAGUUCUCCCUGCCAGGUUUCAUCCCUGAGCCUGAUGGACUGAGCCAGAAUGAGAACGUCAGCAGUGCCAAGGAGGACAGCAACUCCCUCCUGGUGGUCAUCGAAACCCUUUUUGAGAAAAGCGGGGUGGGUGGAAACGUCUGCCAGAGCCUCAGCAUGGACAGCACAGAGCUGCAGCAAUGGGAGGAGGCUCUGCUCAGCCUGGGGGCAGAGGAGGAGCUGCAAGCUCAGGGACUUGGCCAGAGGCCAGGCACCAAGGUGACAUCCUGUGUGGAGCAGAUGCUCCCCAGGGAGGGUGCUAGGAAGAGCCUGGACUUCACACACUGCCAUGAGAAAAACAACGCUGUGGCUCACUUCCAGCACUGCUGGGCAGCUGGUUCAGCAUUCCCAGCCCCAGCACAGCCCAGGGCAGCAGGCACAUGGGCAGGCCAGGGGGCUGUGGGCUCUGUAGCCUCUGUUACCUCUGAGGGCAGCUCUGCCCAGCCAGAGCAGCAGGUCCUGUUUAACCCAGCCAGGCCGGUGGCGGGGACUGUGCUGGGUGUCCCUGUCUCCAGCAGCAAAUCCUCUGCAGCACUUCAGCUGGCAAACCAAGCAUUUCAGGCAGAAGUUACCCCCUCUGCUCCUGAAGGUAACAGUGUUCCCACUGCUCAGAGCCAGCUGGGGUGCCAGCUGGUGGGCUCAAACUCCCCACCCCCACUGCACUCAAACACAUUGGUGACUCUGUGGCACAAUGUCCCCCUCCAGGCAAACCCAGGCAGUUGUCCAUCGGAGGCUUGGCUGGCCAUAGCUCCAAAACAGCAGGAAGCUGCAGGAAUGAAUGUGGAGCCCCAAACUCUGCCAGGUGGCAGCCCUGAGAGGCCCCCAGGGGCUGGGCUGUGGUUGCCACCCCGCUCCCAAUCCAUUCCUUGCCCUGCCCAGGGCUUGCAUGAGUUCUUGUUUUCCAGGGAUGGGAACCUCUGUGAUGUGGAGGCUGCUGUCCCUGCACCCUUAGGAGCCAGGCAGCUGGCAGGGCAUGGCAGCUUCCCCAAACAGCCCUUGGUAGCCCAUGCAGAGCCCAGUUUUUCCUGGGAAGGGGAGCAGGCAGUGCUCCGAGAGGACAAGGGGUUCUCACAGCUGUGGCUCCCGCAGGCUGGGGCAGCUCCUCAGAGGAGCCAUGGGGCAGGGCCAGUGCACCACAGUGGGCUCCUGCUGGGCUCCAGCACGGAUCCCAGCACCCACCAGAUGGACUGCCUUGUGCUGCCUGAGUGCCAGUAUGGAAACAGCCCUUUUAGGCACGAGAGGAGCUUCCUGAGGGAUGCUGCUGAAGUACCCCUUCCCCAGCAGCCAGGUGCUUUGCCUUGCCCUGCUGAGAACCACCCUGGAGCACCCUGCUCCUCACUGGGCUCGGUUUCAAGGUGCUUGACAGCUCUUCCUGUGAAGAUGGGUGCAGGAGAACCCCCGUGCUCUGGGCAGGACCCUGGCUGCCCAUCAGUUCCAUUCUCACCUGGGCAGCCUCCCUGUGCCUGUGAGAUCCAGUUCAAAGUGAGGUGUGAGGGCUGCAGGACCUGAGGUGCCCGGCUCCUGUGGAGGGAGCAAGGAGUCUGCCAGGGGUGCAGCCAGACCAUCCUUUGUGGGCAGCCUGGUUUGGAGCUCACUGUGAACCAGGAGCGCUGUCUUGGAAAGCCACCAGCAGCUGUGAGCUGCUCAUGCCUGCCAAUGGUACCCUGUGCUCCCUGGUCUCUCAGGAUUUUGUCUUCCAAUGCUGUCAGGCAGUCUAAGAUGAAAUGCUUUGGACUUUUUUUCCCAUGAGAAAUCUUUCAGGGAGAUGCAGCUGUGCAACUGCAGAGGCUUACAGGCUCCUGGGGUCCAAGGAAGGACAUUGCUUGCUGGCACAUCCACAUGCUUGGAGCAGCCUCUUGCAGAUGGAGCUGCUGCCUCACAGGCAGGUAGCACUGAACUGCUGUUUCUCAACAGAAUAGCAUGGUCUCCUCGUCUCCUGUGUUGGACCACUCUUGUCAUGUUGCUGUUUGGUCCCCUGUAUCAUCUCUGCCUGCCUGAGCCUCAUUUCCUCCUGUGCUCUCCAUCUCCAGAGACCACCCAAAUCCUUUGGAAAAGAUGUUACCAAGCACUUCAAGAAGCUCAGCAGCAUUGAAGGAUCUCAGUGGGAAGUGAAGUUGGUGGGAGUGGAGGCACCUUGGGGGUUUGGGCUCUCCAGCAGCCUUCCAGGGGAAUUUGGGAGAGGUGGGUACCAGGCCACUGUGACCUUUCUGGGAUGCAGAGUGGGGAAAGGCUAGCCAGGCUCCCCUUGGGUUUGUCACUGGUUUGUCCUUGCCUUCCUCUCCUCUGCUCCACACUGCCAUGGGACAGAGGAACAGUGGGGGUUCCCCUGUGGUUUUGCCAAAGCAGUGAGAAGGAAAGGCAGAGAGGGAUGCAGUGACCACUGGCUGCCUCUCCUGACCCACUUGGUGCCCCUCAAACCAUUGUCCUGCAGUCCGCACAACCACUUGGUUGAAUUCUCUUCCUUUUAUAUAUAUGUAACCUAAGAUGUGAAUGAAUUGUUUUUCCCCACCAUGGAGCAAAGUCUUGCAGAUCCAUCAGGAAAGCCACAAAAUAAGCACUGAGGGGCGAGGGUGGGGAUGAUUUGAGACCAUACUGGCUUGCAACAUUGGGUCAGAGAGAUCAGAGUGCUCAGGGACAUUCAUACCUUCCUCUCAUGCACCCAUCACCCUGAGCAUCACAUCUGCCUUGCACACCAGUGAUAAGCAUUUGCUGAGCAAAUUAUACCAGGUAAUUAGUGCAGGGCCAACAGCAAGCCCACAUGUCCUGGUGUGGAGUGGCCUCAUCUCCCUGGGUCUCUUCCCUCAUGCCCAGCUUUGCCUUGGCUGAUGGGGAAAGGUCAAGCUCCUGUCUGCAGGCUGAGAGCAAAGCAACGCCAGAACAUCCUGGAGCACUCUAAGGUGGCUUCGAGAAGCACCUAGGACAGAGCCAGGAAUUGACUGGCCAUGAUCCAGAUCCAAAAAGCAGAAGGGACUCUGCUCACCAGCCUCUGUUCUGGCACCUGUGAGACAGUGUUGAGGUGUGCCAGGGCUCCCAGUGCUGCAGGAGAUGGGCCUUAGGGUGGGGGCAUUGCUGCUUGGGGCUGUGACAGACCCCCCCUGUGCUGUCACUGGUGUCUGAUCUUUCUGUACCUCGUGGCUGUGCAGAUAAAGUCUGUUCUGGUGGCAGCGUCUCAUUUUCCGCUCCGUGAUUCCUUUGUGCUGCUGGUUGCAGCCGGAAGAUGCUGAGGAGAAAAGAGCUGUCCGGAGCCUCACCCCUGUGUUUGGUGAUGUAUUAAAAGGCGAUUUGCUUUGUAUGGUGCUGAUAUUUGU